This is a messenger RNA of Procambarus clarkii (red swamp crayfish), 8522 nucleotides long. RefSeq names its product vitellogenin. The record is from RefSeq and is a predicted model, not a curated record. Gene Ontology annotation, molecular function: lipid carrier activity. NCBI's taxonomy places the organism in Eukaryota, Metazoa, Arthropoda, Malacostraca, Decapoda, Cambaridae. Gene Ontology annotation, biological process: lipid transport.
UUACCCAGUCUUAGUGUUCGUGUGGCCCAAUGAUCUCCUUCCCUGCUCUUCUGCUCCUCGGGGCCAUGGCUGGCGCUAUGGCAGGUGCUGACGCUAUGACAGGUGCUGACGCUAUGGCAGGUGCUGGCUCCAUGGCAGGUGCUGACGCUAUGGCAGAUGCUGUCACCAUGACAGAUGCUGUCACCAUGGCAGGUGCUGGCUCCAUGGCAGGUGCUGGCUUCAUGACAGAUGCUGUUACCAUGACAGGUGAUGACACCAUGACAGGUGCUGUCACCAUGCCAGAUGCUGUCACCAUGACAGGUGCUGGCUCCAUGACAGGUGCUGGCUCCAUGACAGGUGCUGGCUCCAUGACACAUGUUGGGACAGGGUGGAGGACGACUGCUGCACCUCGGUGUUCCCUGGAGUGUGACAUCACUGGUCCCCCGAGGCUGACCUACCGUCCGGGCUACACAUACUACUACUCCUACUCGGGUACAGCGCAAGUCCAAGUGGAGGGCGUGGAGGGCGGAGUGGCGGCGACGGAGUGGUCCUCCAGCGUGGAGGUGGUGUGGGUCACCCCCUGUGAUGUGGCUAUUGUCAUGAAGGACCUCCUUGUGGACGGAGUCUCAGGUACAGCAGGUGCUGACCUGCUGGAACGGUACCCUCUGCUGGUGGCGGUCCGUGACGGCCGGGUCCAGCACGUGUGUAGCCAUCCCCACGACCAGUCUUGGGCCCUCAACAUGAAGAAGGGCGUCGCGUCUGCCCUCCAGAACUCUCUCCCUUCCUUUACCACCAUCACACAUCUUACCUUAACAGAGACGGACGUGGUUGGAACGUGCCCAACGAGGUACGAGGUGCAGAACCAGGGAGACAGAGUCAUUGUGAAGAAGGAGAAGAACCACCGCCUGUGUAAGCAGCGUUACCCGACCCCUGCUGAGACCCAGGUUCCCUGGCUCAAAGGUCCUCUGCCGCUGGAAGAGUCCCGCUCUGUGUGUAAACAAGAGAUCAGGAACGGAAUCUACUCCAGCAUCACCUGUGAGGAUAAGAACGUGGUCAGACCCAGCUAUGGCGCCUAUAAGUAUAUUGAAGCCAAAAUGGAGUCCACAUUGAGAUACGUCUCAGUAUCCAACGACCAAUCAGGUGCCGCCUCUGCCAUCUCUCAAGCUAACAUGGAACGCAAGAGUCUCCGGUAUGACUACGAUACCCUCAAGAAGGACCCGUCCAUGGUGGCCCAGUUGGACCAGACCAUGAAGCAGAUCUGUGAGAAGACUAAAGAUGCCGUUGAGCGUGACGUUGCUGCUCUGGUAGCCAAGGCUGCACAACUCCUGCGACGAGUCCCUGAGGAAGCCAUAACACAAACUUUGGACAAAAUCCGCAGCGGACGCUUCUGUGAAGGCAACAAAAAACUUGAAAGCAUCUUUUUAGAUACUGUUGCAUUCGUGCAUGAAUCAGGUGCAGUGAAGGUUAUAGUGAAGGAGCUAGUGAAGGGACGUGUUCCAAGGUUUCGUGCCGUGCUCUAUGCCUUGGCCCUCUACCUUCAUCCUCGUCCAUGUAUCCGGACUAUAGAAGCUCUGAGGCCGCUAUUCGAGUCAUCCCAACCUUUGACCUACAUGACCUUAGCUGCUGCCUCCGUGGUCAACGCUUAUUGUCGCCACACUCCUCACUGUGAUGACGAAGAACCUGUGAGGAGUCUGGCCGAAACUUUAAGCAAUAAGCUAGAACACCAGUGCUCUCCCGCCAGCACGGAGGAGACUCAGGAGGAAGCGCUCGCAACACUCAAGGCUCUAGGCAACAUGGGUGUGAUGGCGCCUAAUGUCAUCAAGUCGACCAUAAAGUGCUUGAAAACAGAGAACAUGAAGACCAACAUUCGCGUCGCUGCUGCCCAGGCCUUCAGACAAGCACACUGCCACCAUUCAGCAACAACGGAACUUGUGAACGUGGCUCUUGGUCCCACUGAGAAUACUGAGGUCCGCAUUGCUUCUUACACUGUGGCAAUAUCUUGUGCGCGGGAGGAAGAUAUUAUCAAUAUUCUUACUAAGAUCUCUAAUGAGAAAAAUACUCAAGUUCGUUCAUUUAUACUCGGCCACCUGCACAAUAUUCAACAGUCAGACGCACCUGAAAAACAAAAUCUUCGAAACUACUUAUCAAAUAUAAGGAUUCCCAGAGACAUUAGGAAAGACGUGAGGAAAUAUUCUCGCAAUAUAGAGAUGUCAUACUUCUCCUCGGCCCUGGGUGCUGGUGCCGGUGUGGAGUCCAACAUCAUCUACUCUCCGGGAUCCUUUGUCCCUCGCUCUAUUGACUUCAACCUCACCGCCGCCUUAGAGGGAAUCUCAGUAAACUUAGGACAGGUUGGUGCUCGGCUUGAGGGCCUCGACCCUGCCAUUGAGAAAGUCUUUGGUCCUGAAGGUUACUUAUAUAAUGCUUCUCUUGGGAGAGUGUUUGAAUAUAUAUGUUCAUUAAUAGGAAAUACUGGAAGUAGCUUGACGAAGCUGGAUGAUUUAUUUAAUAUAGAUCAUUCUAAAAUAUCACAUUUUUUAAGCAAGAUUUAUGACGGGGAUAAAGUGUCAGUUCCCAGAGUGGAUAUAUUUGCACGCGUCCUCGGACAAGAAGUAUUCUUUGCAACGUUAAUAUCCAACCUGAAACACAUCAACAUUACUGAAGAAGCAGAGGAUUUUCCCUCCUAUCAUGAACAAGUUAUUAAGGACAUGAUGAAGCUGGAUAUUGACUCGGCUCACACAAGCCAGUUGUCCACAGACAGCAUCUUCCCCACCACUCAAGGCACACCUCUCAAGAUAACUCUAACAGGAACGGCAGUUAUGGGAAUAAGGAUAGAAUCUAAUCUUAACUUACUCGACAUCUCCAACUUGAAAAUAUCUAGCAGUGCACUGAAGAUAAUUCCAAGCUUAUCUCUUCACGUAACAAGCUUCAUUGGUUUUGACUGUUAUUUAGGGAAGAUUGGCCUUAAUAUGAGCAACACAGUUUCAAGCAACACUGGUGUUUCGUUCAGCAUGAUGGAGAAGGCCAACAGACAGUUGAAACUUCAGUUAGAACUCCCGGAGAAGAUGGAGAUAAUUAAUAUCAAGAGUGAAAUUGUCCUCGUUAAAGGUAUCAAGGGCAAAGCAGAAACCUAUAUGACCCCAUCGUCAGUGAACGAUAUCAGAGUGUCACGUAACUCAUGCAUUAGUACUCUUGAGCCCAUGUUCGGCCUCAGCCUCUGCUACCACCUCCAACUACCUGAUAUCUUCCGCAGCAAAGUUCUGCCUUUAGGUGCUCCAUCUAUUGCCAAGCUCUAUAUUCAGAAAGCUGAAGCUUCUAUCAAAGGAUACCUCCUAAAUGCUUUCAUUCAAAACAAGAAAGGUAGUAAAAUGAUGUCUGUUAAAAUAGAGACUUUAGGAUCCACUGCACCAAGAACGACUGAGGUGACUUUGUCUUUCACUGGACGAGAGUCGUCCUACUUGCUCUCCGCCACUAUUGAGUCUCCUGCCAUCACUACUGGAGUCUGGGCCACCAUCACCAACACACAAGAUCUGAAGAGCGUCGAGGCUUUUGCGAAAUACAGAUCGAGCGAAGCGGAGAGGUCGAGGGGGGUGAAGGUGUGUCUCAGCAGGAAGCAGACGUCCAGUAAGCAGGAACACGAAGCCAAGAUGUAUAUCAGCAGGAGCAGAGACUUCUAUCCUGAGUCGCAGAUUUUCCAGUGCAAGUUUAUCAAGACAUUCGCAGAUCCUGACACUUCACUGGAUGUUUUAUUUAAGACAAAAAAUGGCCUCGGAGAUUACUUGAGCCUAAAUUUUAAGGCUGGAAUAGACACGACGUAUAUCCCACACACUCACCUGUACCUCCCAACAAGGCUCCGUCACUUAGAGUGCCACAUGGGCCUCGGAGCCUGGAAAAUGAACUCCUUUAUUCGCCAGACCAACAAAUCAGCCGAGACCUGUGUUUACGGGUCCGCCUUCAAGUUGGCGCGAGGGACCGUGCCCCUGCUGCGUGUGGAGGCCGCCCACGCCAUCAGCAGCGCUCAGGCAGCCCUCACCACCACUAUCAUGGCCGAGACAGGUAAUGGGGUAUAUAAAGCCUCGUGUGAUGUCGUGUUUGGUGAGAGCAAGAUGGGGGUGACCAUGCAAGCUGUUCGUGCUGGCGAAAACAUCGAAAUUCUUCAUGUGCAUAUAUCUCUGCAUCUCACCAGAGAAGAAUACAAAGCCAAACUGGAGUUAGAUAUUCCGGAAUACAUAAGAAGUAUCAAAUUCGAGAGCAAGUUAGCGGUGGAGGACCCGUAUCACUACAGGGUAGGCGCGGCCUUCAAGCACGGCGACAUGGUGACGCUGCAGGUGGAAGGGCCGCUGCUGGUCAGGUGGAGCCCCUCCAUGACCCAGCUCCAGGCUGACAUCAUGGUGGACGCCCUCGCCGCCGGACCCCUCAGGACCUCCAUCACCAUCAUCUUAGCCAGAAACAAACGGCUCUUCUCCUUAGAGCUGAAGAAUCAGCGCGAAUCUGUCUUCGAUGUAGAAUUUAACCUCUCGGUCGAGUCGCCUUUGAAGUCAAGUUUCGGAUCAAAAUUAUACGUACUGGAAAUAAUUCAACAUAAGCUUGAUAUAGUUGUAAAGAAUAAUAUUGUUUAUUAUAAUAUGAAUACCUUGUGGCUGCCAAACACCUCUUGGGUUCGUAGAGUUAAGAGCUUCUUAGAUGUUGACUUGGAACGCAAGAGUGUGACAGGCGAGUUAUUCUGGGACAGCGAUCGUGACCUUAGUAAGGUGCUGAGUUACGAUGCCAAGCUUGUCACUAGUCCUUACACUCACACUGAAGCCUCAGUCAGCAGCGUCUAUCUUCCCACUGAACACUCCGGCAGCAGCUCCUCCACUCCCACUGAAACCUCCAGCAGCAGCGCCUCCACUCCCACUGAAACCUCCAGCAGCAGCGCCUCCACUCCCACUGAAACCUCCAGCAGCAGCGCCUCCACUCCCACUGAACACUCCGGCAGCAGCGCCUCCACUCCCACUGAACACUCCGGCAGCAGCGCCUCCACUCCCACUGAACACUCCGGCAGCAGCGCCUCCACUCCCACUGAAACCUCCGGCAGCAGCUCCUCCACUCCCACUGAAAUCUCCGGCAGCAGCUCCUUCACUCCUACUGAAACCUCCGGCAGCAGCUCCUCCACUCCCACUGAAAUCUCCGGCAGCAGCUCCUCCACUCCCACUGUAACCUCUGGCAGCAGCUCCUCCACUCCCACUGUAACCUCCGGCAGCAGCUCCUCCAAUCCCACUGUAACCUCCGGCAGCAGCUCCUCCAAUCCCACUGAAGCCUCUGUCGACGGAAGUGCAGCCUUCAUGGGGUUGAACUACAGGUAUACGACUAAAGUAACCAUAACCAACCGAAGCCCGCUAUUGUUCGGGGUGAACAGCUUCCAAGUGGAAGUCACAACACCAGCGAAGACAACACUGAUGGUGAGUGCAAGCAACAAUGUAUAUCGCCAAGACUCAGCCAUCAAAAUACACACUCUGGGUCAUUACAAGAGCUUGGAGGAUGAACACUACGACUUAAGAAGUAUCUUAGCCUUUGAAAAUGUUGGUAAUGGUUACAUUCUUGAGUCUGAGCAGUGCUUGACCACACCGGAAGGUCACAACACCACUCUCGCUACCUCCGUCAACCAUCAGUAUCAACAUGAUGAACGAAAUGUUCAUUUGAAGGUAAAGUUGGCGCCGGCAGUGGAGGCGCCUCUGGUGGUUGACUUUGCUAUAAACAACACAGUGGACUCCUUCAGCAGCAGGUGUCUUGCUGGAGAGCGGCGUCCUCUCAAACUGUUCAGCUGGGAGCUCUUACUACACCAGGAAGGUGGCAUUAGAUCCUUCACUUGUGGGCUAGAUACAUCAGUUAUAACUGAUGAAGUAAAGGCAUUCCGUAAGUUAAUUUCCUCCGUUACGUCCCUCUACACCAAACCAUCCACGACAAGCGGGGUCUACCUACUGCGGUACGAGGAGCAGCCCUCAUCCUCGCACUCUCUCCUCCUCCAGUCUCCCUCCCGCACCAUGGAGGCUCACCUCAAGUAUUCUCCUUCACAGUUUAUUAUCAGGUUCUACCCUAAAAGGCAUCAAAGUGAUUCUAAAUACGAGAUCAGUGCCACAAAGAGUGCCAGUAAUAAUGGCGCGCAGCACAACUUGACGUUUGAAGGCCGUCUGGCUCACCCGCGCCUGAACAAGACCAUGACGCUCACCGUUGUGUGUAGAGGUGAAGGUGAGGCUGUACAGGGCGAGGUGGUGCUGGACAUCUUCCCGGACCCAGCCCAUACAGUCACUGUCACUCUCCACACUAACAGGACAUCACGCAACACUGUCAACACUCUCCUUCACCUCACCUCCACUGUGCUAAAGAUUGACCCCAAGGUCACCGUAAUGACAGCCUAUGCUCCCCACACGGCUGGCAUUGAUCUCCAGUUCCAGAAGUCUCCCUCCUCCCCGGUAACCUUCCAGGUGUCGGCCAUAUACGACCGGGUCUCCCCUAGAGAUGCAACAAUGGCCUUCCGUGUGAUUAACGAUGGAGUCUCCGUGGUGGACAUCGCUGGAGCGAUGCAGCGUGAAGAAGAUCUCGAGUGUAACGGCCACAAGGUCAAGGCCGUGGCUCACAUUUCUCCUCUUGGCACUUACGACCUCCACUCCAAGCUCUGUAAACCUGCCUUCAUCCAACUGAAGACCAAGAAGCACGGCAGUGAGAAGGUUUACACCGUCAGGAUUGGAAUUCAGAAUUGGAAGAAGGUUGAGGUUGGCGCAUCAGUCGUGGAGGGGACGGGCCAGGCGGACACCACCGUGGCCACCGUCCGCGUCCUGCUCUCCUCACCCACCCUUAUCACUGCUGACUUGGGCCUCCACCCUCAUUAUGCUCUCAAGAUCAAGUCAAGUGUGUUGGAGGCGGCGAGUGGAGCGCUGCGCCGGUGGGGACGCUGGGGCCAAGAGGUGUACCACGACGCCGUGGUCGACCACCUGCUAGACGCCAGCAGCUCUCCGCACCAACACUUACUCGCAGUUGUAGAAGGCACCAAGGAGGACUUGGUCCUUAUCUACCGGGACCUGGUGGCUGAUGGUGUAAUUCCCGGGGGUGAGGCGCGGAGGGCAUUGUUUGGUGGGUGGUGGGCAGGGGCCGUGAUGCGCGCCUACCACCUGGCGCUGACACAGGCAGCCCGCCUACAACACCUCCACUCUGUGCUCCUCCACAACAUGGUACAAGCAACAUUCCACCAGUUUCAUCACCUCACUCGCCUAUCAGCACAAGUGUUGGUGGCAGGAGCGCGCUGGGCGGAAACCGGAGCGGCCCCUGACGCAGUUCAUCGCCUGCUGCAACACCUGCAACACACCAGGGUCUUCACCGUGCUCAAGACUGACAUUGAUGCCUUAACCGACCAGUUUCCAGAGGAGCGUGAGGCCAUCCAGCAGGUGGUGGCUAACCUUACACUCACCCUACAGGAAGAUCUGGACAAGAUUCGGGGAGAAAUGGUCAAUAUUGCAGCUGUCAACGGAACCAUAAUGUGGAUCAACAACCAUCUUCAUUUGGAAAAUGGUGUAACUGAUUUGAGGAACGAAAUUGUCCGAUUAAUUUUUGAACAUCGUCCAGUUAAAGUCGAUAUGGAUACUAAUUAUUUGCAAGUGAAUAUUCCUCUGGUACACCCAACGUUUUCUUUGGGUCAAGCAUCUAAGGAACUGUCAUCAUAUCCCUUGAGAAAUCUUGAUAAGGUAAUGUCGUGGCCGUUUUCUGAUCUUCCUCUGUAUGUAGAUGUGUGUGUGUGGGUAUACUACACCUUGCUGCCCCGUCACAAGAGGGAUGUGUUGCCCCCAUACAACCGCACCGCCAUGGUUGUGAGCGACACAGAGAUCCUCACCUUUGACGGCGCUGUGCUCCGAGCCCCACCUUCACCGUGUGAGGUUGUCUUGGCUGCCUACAAAUCCUACAAACUUACCAUGGCCCAUCCUCAACCCUCGGCCCCGCCACAGAUCAAAUUUUCUACUCAUUCCGCUACCGUCAUAGUUAAGACGGACUUCCGUGUUGACGUCAACGGGAGAGAGAUGAACAGACGACGACAAACUGAAGGUGAAGUCACCGUUCAGAAGUCGUCCCGUGAAGUCAGCGUGACGUCACCGUUCCUGACAGUCCGGGUAUUCAGUGAGAAACGUGUCGUGUCCGUGAACGUGUCUGGCUGGACCUUCGGUCACAUUGCGGGGCUCCUGGGUACUUACGACAAUGAAGUUGGCAACGACUGGUUUACGUCUUCAGGAAGGAACGCCUCCAGCCUGAAGGAGCUAGUGGCAUCAUGGCAGGAGGACCAGCAGUGCCCGACCCCCGACAUCUCCCCCGUCAGUGUGCCGACACUGAGGAUCAUUGAAUGUGAGGCACUACUGGGGGCCUGGUCCACAUGUCACCCGCUGGUGCCUCCCGAACCCUUCAUCAAGAUGUGCCUCGCCGCCCGCCAGCCCUGCCACGCUGCCCAGGCCUACCAUACCAUCUGCUCCACCAUGGGUGCACUUGGAAGCUUCUCAUUAACCUGCUAGUUGUAGUAAAUACUU